Messenger RNA from Rhinichthys klamathensis goyatoka, 4619 nucleotides. RefSeq names its product collagen alpha-3(VI) chain-like. Lineage: Eukaryota; Metazoa; Chordata; Actinopteri; Cypriniformes; Leuciscidae. The coding region runs from base 303 to 4604 and encodes 1433 amino acids. The record is from RefSeq and is a predicted model, not a curated record. The transcript has 9 exons.
UGGAAACAUUGUGUGGCUCUUCUCCAGGAUUCUCUGAGUUGUGUGUUCUGUCCCAGGCUGGAGUGAGUUGCACUGCUCCUCUGGAGAGCAAACAGUCAGCUCAACGGACGAGAGUCUCACAGCAAAGCUCAAGCACACAAGCUGAUCAGCAUCAUCUCUGUCUGACCCAUCCCUUCACAGAAGGAAGAUAUCAGAUAGAAGAUAAUGACCUAAGAGUUGUCUUUUUGCAGAUAUUCGAAAUUCCAUAGAAAGACUGUGGAAUACAGCGCUCUGAAUUCUGUAUUCCAGGGCUGUCUAUUCCGAUGCUUUUGUGGACAAUGGGGAAGAACCGGUUGUUACUGUAUGCCCUUUUGGGUAUAAUGGCUUUUGGUCUAUUCCCAAAACUUGAAGCUCAGGAUGCCCCCGGGUCAGCCGACCUUAUACUCUUAAUUGACGGAUCAGAGAGCGUUGGAGCUGCCAACUUCCCCCUCGUCAGUGAUUUGGCUGUCCAAGUGAUUGAGGGGCUUGCCGUGGGCAGGGACGCAAUCCGUGUUGCCCUCGUGCUUUAUGGUGCCGAUCCCGAGAUUAAAUUCUAUCUCAAUAGCUAUGACAACAAAGAGAAUGUCCUCAGUGCUAUCCGGGGGCUUAAGUACCCUGGCGGGAUUGAGUCAAAUCUGGGGGCCGCCUUGGAGGAGGUGGUAGACAGUCUAUUGGGCCAAGAUGCAGGAGGCAGGGCAGCGGAAGGGGUGCCCCAGGCACUGGUGGUAAUCAGUGCUGGGGAGUCCACUGAUGAUGUCAAUCAGGGCGAGAGGGCCCUAAAGCAGGCCAAUGUGUACACCUUUGGUAUUGCUGUGGGUGAUUCUGCAACUGCCCAACUGGAAGCUAUUGCUACAGACAAAAGCUUUGUUCUGUCCGCUCCUGAUGUCAGAACAGUGGCAAGCAUGGGUGACCAGAUACUGCCAUACAUUAAUGGGGUCACCGAGCGCACCAUUGUGAUUCAAACAGAUUUCCCAGAAGCUUUGGCUGUUGGGAAAAGAGAUAUAAUUUUCCUCAUUGACAGUAGCAUGGGUGGCACCUCAAUCAAUGCAGUGCGAGAAUUCAUCAAAAGGUUUAUUGACACCAUGCCAAUUGGACCUGAUCAGGUGCAGGUCGGAGUGACCAUGUUUUCCACCACCCCAAGGUCGGAGAUCAACCUCAACUCAUAUAGUUCAAAAGAAUCGCUAAGCUCUGCUCUCGCAAGAAUAAAACCCAAACCUUCUGUUGAAGUCAACAUCGGGGCUGCCCUGGAUUUUGUGAGAACCAGCAUGCUCAGACCUGAGAGUGGGAGCCGCAUUCAAGAUCAAGUGACACAGCUUGUGUUUCUCCUGACCAGUAAAAAAUCUAAAGACAGUGUCCAACAGCCAGUUGAAGCUCUCCGUCAAAUGGGUGUUCUAACUUUGGCUGCAGGCUCCAACGCAGCCGAUGGGGCUGAGCUCAGGCAAAUAGCUUUUGAUGAAUCUGGGGUUUUCAUCCGGAAGGACUUCAGGGGGUUGCUGCGCAACCCCAAAGAAAUUAUAGACCAUCUCUCUACAUUGACUGGUGCUGUUGUGACAGAGGGUCCAACUGAAACGGGCCCAUUUGUGGAUGUUACUACAGUCCGCACCCAAAAAGUUGUCCGAGACAUUGUCUUCCUGGUGGAUGGAUCUUCCUACGUUGGAUAUAACUUGCAACCUGUGCAGGACUUCAUCACUGGCGUGGUAAACAGACUAGACGUUCGACCUGAGCGAGUGCGCAUUGGACUAAUGCAGUUUGCUGAGAGGCAGAAAAAUGAAUUUUAUCUGAACACUCACAACACCAAACAGGAUGUUCUCUCUGCCAUUGCUCAGCUGAGUUUGAUGGGAGGACGUGCAUUGAACACUGGUGCAGCCCUACAGUAUGCCCUAGCCAACCACUUCCAGCCCUCAGCUGGGUCUCGUAGGAGACAGGGGAUCCAGCAGGUACUGGUACUAAUAACAGGAGGACCAUCUCAAGAUGAAGUCAAGAGGAUUGCUGACCGUGUAGCUAUAGAGGGUGUUUUGACUUUUGCUGUUGGAGCUGGCCAAGUGGAAGAGAGUUUCCUUAAAACUGUUGCUUUUGUUGAAGAUUUGGCAUACUACAGAAAAAAUUUUGCUGAUUUGUCAAGUGUUGUUGACGAGAUUAUGACACCACUGAUCACUGUUGUUGGGGAGACUGAUACAUCAAUAACAGUAACACCAGGUCCCUCAGGUGGAGAAAGGGAUGUUGCAUUCUUGAUCGAUGGCUCUGAUGAUGUCCGAGGUGACUUUCCCUAUAUCCGUGACUUCAUUUCCAAAGUAAUUGAGCCUUUGGAUAUAGGCUUUAAUAAAGUGCGAGUUUCUGUGGUCCAGCAUAGCGAGAACCCAAGUCCUAGCUUCUACCUGAACACUUACCAAACCAAAGAUGAGGUGCUGAGAGCUGUGAAUGGACUCACUCUGACAGGUGGCAGAAGUUUGAAUACUGGUGCUGCCUUGACUUUCAUGAAAAACACCAUCUUGUCACCAGCAUUUGGUAGUCGAUCUGGCGAAAAUGUUCCCCAAUUUUUGAUCGUUUUGACGGGGGGAAGAUCAAGAGAUAGUGUCAGAGAACCUGCGGUAGCCCUAAAGACUGAUGGAGUUGUACCUUUUGGUGUUGGAGUGAAAAAUGCAGAUCCUAAACAGAUUGAGGCCAUCUCUCACAAUCCAUCAUUUGCUUUCAAUGUGAAGGAAUUCAGCCAGCUCAACACAGUUCAGGAAAGGCUCAAGAACUAUGUGAACCUUCCAGAUCAAGAACUGAAAGUCUUUCUAGAGAAAGUUGAAUUGGAUGCAGCUCAAAGAGACAUUGUCUUUAUCCUGGAUGGGUCUGAUGACACCAGGGAUGAGUUUAAACAGAUGUGUCAGUUUGUUCAAAGAGUCGUGGACAAACUCAAUAUCGGGCUCAGUGGAGACAGAGUGUCUUUAGUCCAAUACAGCAGAGAGCCACGUGUCCAUUUUUACCUGAACACACAUGCCACAAAGCAAGAAGUUCUCAAUUCAAUUGAGACACUGCAACACCAGGGAGGAAAUCCCCUCAAUACAGGAAGAGCCCUUGAUUAUACAAAAAAGAACAUGUUCAUUGCUUCUUCUGGGAGCAGACUCCUGGAUGGGGUUCCUCAGAUUCUUGUGCUUGUGACUGGAGGAAGGUCUCAGGAUGAUGUUAGAGCUCCAGCUGCAGCUCUGAAACUGGACCAAAUUGUACCAUUUAGUAUUGGCAAUCAAAAUGCAGAUGUUAUUCAACUCCAGGCAAUCUCGUAUACUCCUGGUCAUACCCUUACUGUUCCUCAGUUUGAUGACCUUCAAACCAUUGAGCAGAAACUUUUAUCAUAUGUAAAAAUAGUUCCUCGUCAGCCCAGGAGGAUUCCACCAACUGCAACAGAUGCUGGAAAAAGAGAUGUUGUUUUUUUAAUCGAUGCCUCUGAUGGCACAAAGGAAGAUUUCUUAGGAAUGCAAAACUUUGUUCAGACCCUGGUUCAGAAACUGGAUGUGUCACCAAAUAAAGAUCGUGUUUCAGUGGUCCAGUACAGUGAUGAUGCAGCUUUUGAUUUUCUUUUGAAUACACAUUCAUCAUCAGACGAUGUUAUAAAUCAUGUGAAACGUCUAAUUCAUAAAGGAGGAAGGCUGCGUCUCACUGGGACAGCCUUACAGUAUGUAAAGGACAACAUGUUUACUGCUGCUGCAGGAAGUAGAUAUUUGGAGGGUGUGACACAGUUUCUAAUUCUGCUGAGUUCUGGAAGGUCUAAUGAUGACAUACGUGGUCCAGUCAAAGCUUUGAAAGAUAUCGGUGUCAUUUCAUUAAGUAUUGGCACCACAAAUGCUGAUACACUUGAGUUACAAAUAAUAUCCCAUCAACCAAACUACUUUUUCAUUUCUGAAUUUGAGAACAUUCUUGAUGUUCAAGAUAAUAUCUCCGCAUUAAUAAAAGGGUUAUCUUACCAACGGCUACCAACAAUGGCUCCGCAGGUCUCUGAAUCUGCUAAAAGGGAUGUUGCAUUUCUUAUUGAUGGCUCUGAUGAUUCUAAAAUUGGUUUUGAGGCAAUUCGCAAUUUUAUCCAGAGGGUAGUUGAGAGUCUAAAUGUGGAGGACGAUCUUGAUAGGGUGGCGGUUGUUCAGUACAGUCGGGAUCCCACAGCUAAUUUUUAUCUCAGCUCAUACUCAACCAAAAAAGAGGUACUAAAUUCCAUACAUUCUAUGAGGCACAAAAGUGGAAGGCCACUGAACACUGGAGCUGCUCUACUGUUUAUUAAAGAAAAUAUAUUUACACAAUCCUCUGGAAGCAGACGUCAUGAGGGUGUACCUCAGAUUCUGUACUUAUUUAGCGGUGGUAGAUCUGGUGAUGAUGUCAGAAUCAUUUCACAGAAUUUAAGAGAAAACAACAUACAAGUAUUUACAAUUGGCACAAGAAAUGCAGAUACACUUGAGUUACAGACAAUGUCUUCAACUCCAGCCUAUGCUUUCUCUGUUCCUGACUUCACCUCCAUCAACAGCAUUGUCCAAAGAGUUGCCUCUGUUUUGACAAGUGGUGAUGAAAUUCCUGAGCAAUUUCCAACUCCCCAGGGUAAGAAUUAUAAUAACUGAUAUCUUUUCUUGAAC